AUGUCACAUAAUAAGGAACCGAUAAACGAUGAUACCGUUCCGGGCACGGAGAUUAUGUGUGACUGGGAAGAAACUCGUCACAGGGGGGCUAAUAUUGCGUUAAUCCCGCAACCUUCAAAUGACCCAAGCGAUCCAUUGAAUUGGUCAAAAACAUGGAAGUAUGUGGUAAUCACCACCCAAUUUCUAUUCCUGUUUGUCUCCGUUGAAUCAGCUCUUUCAAUGGGUCCAAUGUUCCCGUUAUUUGCGGCCGAGUUUCAUCUUAAUGAUACACAACUAAGCCUUCUGUCGGGCGCCUGUGUGCUAGCCCUCGGCUACUCGAAUUUCAUCAUCGUUCCUUUCUCGAACAUAUGUGGACGACGUCUGACAAGUUUGGUAUUCUGUGCUUUGGGAAUAGCAUCGUGUAUCUGGCAGGCCCUUGCGACCUCCCAUUCAAGUUUACUUGCAGCUCGUGUGGUCAAUGGUGUCGCCACUGCAACAAGUGAAACUAUAUUGGUUCAGAUCAUUGCCGAUAUGCUCUUUCUACACGAGCGAGGGUUGUGGACUGGUGUAUAUUUCACUGGAUAUUUUAUGGGGUUGUUUAUCGGGCCCAUUAUUGCCGGAAAUAUCGCAGAAAGAUUUGGCUGGCGAAGCUUUUUCUGGCUUUCUUUGGCCAUGUCCUGUUUCAAUUUUCUGACGCUGCUCUGCUUUUGCCCAGAAACCAAAUUCCGCACGCGAAAUAUUGACGAGACUAGGGAUUUGGAGCUUGAUCAAACUCAACCUUCAAAUUCAUCUAACAAGGAUACAACGAGACAUUUAGAGAGCCUUGAGAACCCCCUGACGAUGGUGGGCAUUGGUCGGCCUUCCAAGUCUCAGUUCCAGUUGUGGCAAGGACUAGAGAAAGACUGGAAGCAGCUCCUCGUCCGAGACAUUCUCUCACCUUUCAAAUUCUUCUUUUUUCCAAUAAUAUUUUGGGCGGGCCUGAAUGUUGCAGGGCCUGCCAAUCUUCUGCUUUUCUGGAACCUGACAGAGUCUGCAUUCUUCAGUGCCCCGCCAUAUAACUUCACUCCGGCAGGGGUUGGCUACACGAACUUUGCGUUCGUCAUCGGGGGUCUUAUUGGGCUUGCUACUGCAGGGCCAUUCUCUGACUGGGUAGCCAUGAAGGCCACAAGGCGCAACAAUGGCAUUCGCGAGGCAGAAAUGCGGCUACCGGCCCUGAUACCAUACUUUAUCACGACUGUUAUUGGCAUUGUCAUUGGUGGUCUCGGAUAUCAAAAUUUGUGGGAAUGGCCCAUAAUAUUGGUAGUCGGUUUCGGAUUGAGUGGCCUCUGCGUUACAGCAGUGCCGACUAUUGUGACUGCUUAUGCUGUUGACUGCUACAAGCCUAUAUCAGGUGAGAUUAUGGUCGUUGCCACUGUGAUUAAAAAUACCUGUGGGUUUGUGAUGAGCUAUUGGGUUUCUACAUUGGCGGAAAAGAAGGGAUUCAUUACGCCCACAAUGGUUGAAUUUGCCUUGACGAUUGGACCGAUGCUAUUGGGCAUCCCCAUCUAUUUCUUUGGCAAGAAACUUCGAAAAAUGAGUCGAAAUUCGUUUGGAAACUCAGAGCUUGAAGGCGAAUGA
This is a messenger RNA of Penicillium manginii, 1596 nucleotides long. RefSeq lists its product as uncharacterized. Bases 1 to 1596 code for a protein of 531 amino acids. Gene Ontology annotation, molecular function: transmembrane transporter activity. The transcript is spliced from 5 exons. The record is from RefSeq and is a predicted model, not a curated record. Lineage: Eukaryota; Fungi; Ascomycota; Eurotiomycetes; Eurotiales; Aspergillaceae. Gene Ontology annotation, biological process: transmembrane transport.